AUGAUGUUAUCAAGAGUUCUGCGAUUCAAAUGCAAAACCUCUUCAUUUGGAGUGAAAUAUUAUGAGAUCGAUCUGGUUUGGGAGGUAAUGAUGGCAUCGGAAAGGCUUAGGCGAGAGUACAGGGAGUUUAUGUUACGUCCGGUGCCCUUCGGGUCAGUGGCGCCGACCGAUAACCUCCUGGUAUGGAAAGUACUGUUGAACGGACCGGAAGGCACACCAUAUGAGGGCGGAGUGUUUGAAUUGGAGUUAGUCUUUCCCGACACAUACCCCACCCGUUAUCCGCAGAUUAAGUUUAAAACACAGAUAUUUCACGCAAACAUUAGCUCCAGUGGAGGCGUUUGCACGACAUUACUGUCCGAUUGGCGGCCGACCGAUACUGUGCUGACAAUAUUGUUGGCCAUUAAUAAUAUGUUGUGCGCACCCAAUCGGGACAGCGCUUACAACGGCCGCGAACUCAGUAGUCAUCAGUACGAAGAGAAGGCCCGCGAGUGGACCCGACUUUACGCGAAUCAUUUGAGAUAAUCUUUUUUCUGUUGUUUAAAAAUUUGUAUAAAUAAUUGUAAAUCAGAUUAUGUUUUGAAAAUUUUAUUUCAUUGAAUAACGAUUACGAUAACAAAUAGAAACAUUUAAACAAAAAAUAAUUUUGUACUUUUAAACCCAUAAAUAAAUUUAGAGCGAUAUGUUUGAAAAACUACUAAUUUAUUAUUUCUACUAAUUUACUGAUACUGUACUUCAUUUAGUUUGAAAUGCAAUGAAAGCUGUGAUUGAAUGGUGCGAUAAUAAGGAUGAACUCAUCUUAUGUGUCCAUAUACUGGGA
Molecule: messenger RNA, 817 nt
Organism: Medioppia subpectinata
Lineage: Eukaryota; Metazoa; Arthropoda; Arachnida; Sarcoptiformes; Oppiidae
Source: the annotation of a GenBank genome assembly